AUGAAGAAUUUAUUUAUAAUUGGAUGUCUAUUUUAGCUCAUUAAUUGUGUUUCAAUUGGAGUUGAAGGUGGAUCAGUUAAGUGUUUUUUUUUGGAUGGAUAUGAUGGAUAGAUAGUAAAGGUACCAUAUGUUGUAACAGGUAUAAAUGAGGAAAAUGUUUUUGUGGAAGUAUGUAUAAAUUUGAAUUAGUUAUUUGAAACAAUUACUGAAAAUGAUAUCUAAUAUAACAAAACUUUAGAAUCUUAAGAAGGAAAAAGAGAAGGAUAAUUAAAACACCUUGUUAAAGGAAAUAAAGAAAUUUACCUAUGCUUCUAAUCUAAUGAUAGUUAUUAUAAGAUAUUUAGCUUUGACAUAGAUAUUAGUGGUGUAGAUAAGAACUUUGCUGAUAAAAGUAUAAUUGAUAAAGACAUAAAAUAUAGAUUAAAUGGAUGAGACUGAAGGAUCAUUAAAAUAAGUAUUAUCUAAGAUGCAUAAAGUUUAUAGAAAUCAACAUUUUCAAAUAGAUAGAGAGAAUUACCAUGAAAAAUGUAUGUGCAUGAAUAUAAUAUAUUGUUAGUGAUGGAAAGUACUGAGAAUUAAGUAAAAUGGUGUGCAUUAUGUAAAAUAGUAGUUUUGAUGAGCGUAUGUUUAAUUUAAAUAUAUAUGUUAACUAAUUUUUUUAAGGACAAGAGCUUUGGACCUAGUGUUUGA
This is a messenger RNA of Paramecium primaurelia, 690 nucleotides long. NCBI's taxonomy places the organism in Eukaryota, Ciliophora, Oligohymenophorea, Peniculida, Parameciidae. The record is from the annotation of a GenBank genome assembly.